Pygocentrus nattereri (red-bellied piranha) is the source of this 1023-nucleotide messenger RNA. RefSeq names its product trace amine-associated receptor 13c-like. NCBI's taxonomy places the organism in Eukaryota, Metazoa, Chordata, Actinopteri, Characiformes, Serrasalmidae. Bases 1 to 1023 code for a protein of 340 amino acids. Gene Ontology annotation, biological process: G protein-coupled receptor signaling pathway. The transcript has a single exon. Gene Ontology annotation, molecular function: trace-amine receptor activity. Gene Ontology annotation, cellular component: membrane. The record is from RefSeq and is a predicted model, not a curated record.
AUGAACAUUACUGAGCAUCAACAAAACACGACCAUUCAAUACUGCUUUCCUGACAACAACUCUUCUUGCAGAAAGGAGGUCCGAGCAGGUUCUGCGAGUGUCGUCGUGUUCAUUGUUCUCUCAUGUGUUUCUGUGUUCACUGUGUUUCUGAACCUGCUGGUGAUCAUCUCCAUCUCUCACUUCAAGCAGCUCCACACUCCCACCAACCUGCUCAUCCUCUCUCUGGCUGUGGCAGAUCUUCUCGUGGGGCUGAUUAUCAUGCCAGUAAGAAUAAUGGACUUUAUUGACUCCUGUUGGUAUCUUGGGAAAACUGUAUGCACACUGUUUCCAGUUAUCGAUUACGUUACAGUCUCGGCAUCAGUUAGUAGCUUAGUUUUAAUAGCAGUUGAUCGGUACAUCGCUGUCAACGACCCUCUGCUUUAUCCCACGAGAAUCACAGUGUGUAAAACCUCAUUGUUUAUAAUUAUAGCCUGGUCAUGGUCUGUCUUCUACAACCUCAUGCUUAUGUACUUUAAUAACCAUCUGCUUCACUCUCAGAUCUCUGAUGGAUGCUAUGGAGAGUGUGUUCUUGUCAUGAAAUAUUCCUGGGUGAUUGCUGACAUUGUAGUUUCAUUUCUGUUCCCUUGUGUUAUUAUACUGAUCCUGUAUUCAAUCAUUUUUAAAGUGGCAAGACGUCAAGCCAAAGCUGUUAAAGCUGUAAAGAACAGUGCCACAAACAACCAUGGAGCCAAAGUUUCAAGCUCUUCUGAAACUAAAGCAGCCAAAACUUUGGCCAUUGUUAUUUUCUUGUAUCUUGCCUGCUGGAUUCCAUUCACUGUGGGACCUCUUUCAGCCGACGAGAUCAUCAGUUCAUCUCUGGUGGUUAGUGUGGUCAAUUGGUUUCUGUACAUCAAUUCCUCUGUGAAUCCUCUUAUAUAUGCCAUCUUCUAUCCCUGGUUCAAAACAUCGGUCAGGUAUAUUGUGACCUGUCAGAUUUUUGAGUCCUCUUCAUCAAGCUUUAAUUUGAUCCCUGAACGCUUUUAA